This is a messenger RNA of Chilo suppressalis (striped riceborer), 3468 nucleotides long. The record is from the annotation of a GenBank genome assembly. NCBI's taxonomy places the organism in Eukaryota, Metazoa, Arthropoda, Insecta, Lepidoptera, Crambidae.
CAGCCGCGAGGACAGGACCAGUGAUGCCAGAUUGGGGCAUUAAUCCGUUAUUUUAGCGGAAAAUUUUGGUCUUGGCGAGAUUUUGGCGGAAUAGCUGGUGUCUGGAACCGAACAAUGGCUUUCAUAAUACGGCAUUACCUAGCGUGAAAUUCAGGGGUCAAAUAACAAAUAAUGCUCAUCUAUGUAGUUUAUUUAAGGUUCCAUGAAUGAAAUGAAGUGAAAAUAUACUUUGUUGAAUAUUAAUUAGACAGUUCUUUAGAAUUGUUCAAUAACUUUUAUCAAAAUGUUAUUUAUUACUAUGUUUAUAAUAACAAUUAUUCAAAAAGGAUUCUUUUUAUUUUCCUUCAUUUUCUUUGUCUGGAAAGGUAUCAUUUUAGCGUAAAAUAAUUAUUUUCAAUCUGUCGUAAAUUAGAAAAUCACUUCUAGCAGCUCUGGACAAGACAGCUGAUCUGAUUGACACAUUGUGUUGUGUGCUUUACAAGUUACGUGCGUAAAAUAAAUAAAGCCGCAUUUAAUGAAAAUAUCAGCUUAGGAUUUAGUAAAUAAGUGAUUAGUUAAACACAUAAAAUGGGAGAACGAAAGGGUCAAAACCUAUAUUACCCCCCCGACUACGACCCCAAGGUCGGGGGGCUGAACAAAUUCCUUGGCACCCAUGCGUUGAGGGAAAGGGCCAGGAAGCUUCAUAUGGGCAUACUGAUAAUACGCUUCGAAAUGCCAUACAACAUCUGGUGCGACGGCUGCAACAACCAUAUAGGAAUGGGAGUUCGGUAUAAUGCGGAGAAAACAAAAAUCGGCAUGUAUUAUACUACACCGGUGUAUCAGUUCCGAAUGAAAUGUCAUUUAUGCGACAACCACUUUGAAAUAAAAACUGAUCCUGGAAACCUUGACUAUGUUAUCGUAUCUGGAGCGAGACGGCAGGAAAACCGAUGGGACCCCACAGAAAAUGGACAGGUUGUACCAGAAACAAAAGAAACUCAAAAAAAGUUGUUUGAUGAUGCUAUGUUUCGUCUAGAACACAAAACUGGUGAUGAAGACACUGCUAAACAAGAUAAACCGAGGCUAGGCAGGCUUGUGGGAAGAAAUGAGACUGUCUGGAAAGAUGACUAUGAUGCUAAUUGCCUGUUGAGAAGAAAUUUCAGGAAAAGAAGAAAAGAACUCGAAGUUGCCUCGGUUAAUGAUAGCCUGCUCUUAGCAAAAUCAUCAUUAAACAUAGACCUUCUUCCUGAGACAGAGGAAGACAGAAAUAUGGCUUCCCUUUUAUCAUUGAGACCUUCUCGCAGCAUAGAAGAGAAGGAAAGUCAGGUUAGAAAUAAAAUUCUUAAUACUCCAGCCUUGCCAAGCUCCAGUGGACUACUGACCAGCUUUGGUGGCCUGAAAAAAGAAGAAUCAUUAAGCAAAACCUCAAUGUUAUCUAGAAACUCUUUAGGUAUAACAAUAAAAAAAUCUAAACCAGAUAUAAGUACAAGUGAUAAUAAAACAAGCAAUAUAAAUGAAUUAAAGACUGAAAACAUAAAAACAGAUGCAAAUAUAGAACCUAGCAUGAUUCAAAUCAAAUGUGAUAAAACAGAACCUGUUAGUGAAAAUGUUAUGGAAAUCCAGGGCGGGAUCAAAGGUGACAGUAACAUAGAUAUUGCAGGAGAAUCAAAUAGUUUGUCUCUGGUUGGAGACUAUGGUUCCAGCGGUGAAAGUUCAGAUUGAUAUGCUAUCAAAAAAGAAAGUGAUCUAAACCUAUCUAAAACUCAGUUUUUCCGUUUUUAUGGCGUGUAAUUGUCAAUGAACAGCAUGGUUUUAUAAACAAGAGAUCCACCAAAACCAAUUUAUGCGAGAGUCCAUCGAGUCACCAUGGAUAUGGAUAAGGGUAGUCAGGUGAAUGUGGUGUAUACUGACUACUCCAAGGUCUGACAAAAUUCAGCACCCUAUUUUAAUGCAGAGGAUCAGUGAGGCUGGUAUACAUAUACCGUUUACGGUGGAUAAAAUCUUAACUCAGAGACCUUAGUCAGGCAGUUACUGUAAAGAGGCACUGUUCAACUCUUGUCCUGGUCACAUCAGGUGUGCCACAGAUAAGGUCUUGUACUGAAUAUAACAAUAGGUUCACAUCAAUCGAUAUAUUUAACUGUUCUACCAAUCAUUGGAAAAAAUAUAUACACGAUAUAACUUUUAACUUUUUUUUAUUGGUAAAAUAGGGAAGAUGCUAUAUUUUGUUUUCAUUUUAAAGAAUUCCAUGUAGAAUAAACCACAGAUAUAUUAAAAUAUUAAAACAUUGCGAUUUAUCGGAAAAAAUGCGGUUUUAAAUUGACAAUUUAAAUUUUCGCGCGAAAACGAACCUAUGGUUGCGAUGACGUCACUCCUGUCUGUCACUGGUCGUACUUGUUCGUCGCGGGCUUUAAAUUUUCAUACUUUUGCAUAUUUUAUCGACUUUCGAAAUAUUUUUUGAAAAAAUUUAAAAUGGACUAUCCAUCAACAUCAUGUGAUCAUAACAAUACCACUAAUAUUCCGAAAAAAAGCGUGUUGACUCAUGUUUUGUGCCAAUCUACUUCAACAAAGUUUCCAAACAAAUUGUUUUUGACUGGAACUUCUGACCCAAAACUGAAAAAAAAGUGGUUUGAAGCUGCGAAGAGAAAUGACAAUUAUUCUCCAAAGACCAUUAUUCGAUGCUGUGAAGAUCACUUUGACGUAAGUCGGCGAAUAUACUUGUUAUAUGCUUAAUUAAUCUGCUUGUACGUAAAAACGCAUUAGUAACCUACCUAAUACUUACAAAACCUGUCUAUAACAUAUUUUUAAUUUUACAGUUGGAGAAUGACGUCGAAAAUUAGAAAACUUUAAAAUAUGUGGCACAAUCUUCACAUUGGCAGGACUGAACCAAGCUUUGCGUUUCAUUUAAAAUAACUGUAACACGAUAACCUUCUUUACGUACUUUAUGCUCCGGAGAACUCGACCUUUUACUGUACAUAAUUCUCCAUCUCUUUUAAUUUGGACAUAGCCGAUUGCAUUAUCGCCGUAAGAUUUGUAGAAGCCGCUGAAUAAAAUACGAAGUUUAACAACUACGAUUUUUUACAUACCGCAGUAAUUUAGUCCCUUUCAUUUCUACACUUAAAAACUCUGCACUUUUACAAAAAAAGUUAUAACCAUGUCAACGCUAACUCUUGGUAAAUUCCUGGAGUCUGCUUUGAUGCGGAUGUGAACGCAACUUCCAUUUUUAUUAAAUGUAAAAAACGCAAUAAAUAUUUCCAUAAAAUAAUAUUUACUUUAACAACCAUAACCUCAAAGAAGUUGUCAUAACAGGAGUGACGUCACUAAACGCUGAUUGGUGUUUUAAAAUACGUUCCGUUUCAAGUAUUUUUAAUUCGUAAUAAUUGUUAAAAAACAACAUUAUGUAAAAUAAAAACGUUGUAGUGGCAUUUCUUUUAUAUUUUUUUAACAUUUUAAUCAUAUAAUUUUCAUAAAUACUAUAUAUGCAUCUUCCCUAUU